AUGUCCAUCAGAGUUGGCACUAUAAUAGAGUUGGAGCGUAACAACCCCCAACAAGUUAAAGAUGAAGAAAAGUGGUACAGAAGUGUUGAGAGCAACGAUGACAUGUUUGCAAGCAUCAACAAAGUGAUUGAGGAUGAAGUAGAUGUCAAGAUACUUAACUCUCCUUUCAUUGGUGUAAUUCUGGAUGAGACUACGGAUGUUAGUAUCAACAAAAAAUUGAACUUGUACGUUCGCACGGUGGAAAAUGGUAGACCAGUUGUUCAUUUCUUCAGCAAUGUCAAAAUACCAGAUGGCAAGGCAGAAACCAUUAUCAACCAGCUAUUUACCCAAUGUGCAGCGAAAGGUCUGGACUUUGCAAAAAUAAUUUCAAUGGCCAGUGAUGGUGCCUCAGUGAUGCUUGGCAACACAACUGGGGUUGGUGUGAGGUUUAAAAACGCCAACCCCAGGUUAAUCCACAUUCAUUGUGUGGCUCACAGGUUGGCAUUAGCUGCUGCACAGGCCUCACUAGUAACGGCACUUGAUCAUGAGGCUGCUAAGCCGGGUGUGGCAGGGGCAGGAAAUCAGAAGGCUCAAGGUAUUCUGGAUAAAGUAAAAUCCUGCAAAUUUGCUUACCUGACCGCUUUCUUUGUGGAUGUGCUCCCAAUAUUGUCAAAGCUCUCAAAGUUCUUUCAGGGAGAAACUGUCAGCAUUUGUGGUGUUAGGCCUAUGGUUACUUCCACAACCAACAGGUUAAACGAUUUCAAAGAUGAAGAUGGUGUAGAGCUGUCUAGAUUUACUAAAAGUGUUGAUGAGCAGGAUGGCAAGUAUAGGGGUAUUAAACUCACUUAUGUUAAUUUAAUGCCCAGUUGCAAAAAGGCUGCAGAAUCGUACAUUGAAAAAGUUGUAGAAAACAUUGAACAACGAUUUGACCCAGAGUCAAUGAACAUCUUGAUUGACCUUGACAAGGUAUUGAACCCUGUUCAUCUUCGGGGCCUCCCUGCAGCAGACAUCAGAAAUUAUGGUAAGGAUUCCAUUAUUGAAAUUCAAGGGCGCUUUGGUCAUGCAGUCAAUGCUCAACUAAGUGUCAAUACUGAUGGGGAACUAACUGAGGAGGAGAAGGAGCUUCCUCCACUCAUUGAUUCAAAGCGCCUGGAAGAGGAUUACCCUCAAUUCCAAGUACAUGCUGAAGUCUUUUGCGCAUAUGUCACUGCUCAAUAUGUGUGA
Molecule: messenger RNA, 1203 nt
Organism: Lineus longissimus
Lineage: Eukaryota; Metazoa; Nemertea; Pilidiophora; Heteronemertea; Lineidae
Exons: 3
Coding region: 1-1203 (400 amino acids)
Source: RefSeq, a predicted model, not a curated record